CGGGCUCAGGUUCUGUGUCGGGUGCGCCUGGAAAUGUUGGUGGUGGAGCUAAUUUGGAGACUAGACAAGAAGAUUUGGAUUGAGAGCACCAUCGAUUCAGCAUGCCGCCAAAAGACAAAGAUCAUAAGGUCGAACGUCUAGAGGAGGCCAUGAAUAUCAAGAUGGGUCACUUUGAAUCUCGCAUCACCGAUGUGCACUCCAGUGUUGCGUCGAUUCAGAGGGAUGUUGCUACCAUGAUGGAAAAGAUGAUGGCGAUGAUGGAAUCGCAGCGUGCUCCAGGCCCCUCGCUACCUCCUGUGGCAGUCUUAGGUGAGAUUUCUUCUGCUUCCCAGUCGAAUCUUCACAGGGAAGGGAAGGCUCCACUCCUGGAUACCCAGAUGCUGCCGACGGUGACGGAAAUCAUUGAUGCGCCGUUACCACCGGACACACCACGGGGUGAAGCAAACUGCGCUCAGUUCAUCGCGGGUGCGGAUCUGACUUACCGGAAAAUCGAAAUGCCAGUCUUCGAGGGAUCCAACGUGGCGGGUUGGGUUGCAAGGGCUGAACGUUAUUUUCGGCUGGGUCAUGUUGCGCCGGCGGAGUGGCUCAAUCUCGCCUCCCUGAGCAUUGACGGCGAGGUACUCCACUGGUAUGAUUGGCAGUGUGGAAAUCGGCCGUUUACGGAUUGGUCGGAUUUCAAACAACGCCUGUUACGCCGUUUUGAUUAUCGUCUGAUGGGUUCUGUCGGUGCCCGACUGUUCUCCCUUCACCAACAAUCCUCGGUGCUUGAAUAUCUUCGCGGAUUUGAAGAACUCCUCGCCCAGCUGGUUGGCGUCCCAGAGUUUGUGUUAGAGUGCGGCUUCAAGAACGGGUUACGAGCGGAUCUCCGAAAUGGUAUUGAGGUUCUGAAUCCUCUGGGUCUUGAGGCUACGAUCGAGCUAGCGUUUCGUUUGGAGCGGACUAGCUACAACAUGGCGACCGAGCUGUCGAAAUCCUCUGAUCACCGGUCUUCGAAGCAGUCGCCAGGAGCGGUGGGGAACGCUUUCCGGACUGUGUCGAUUCCCACAGGUGGGGUCGGUGGUCAUCCUCGUGGACCCAGGGAUCGCCGCCACGAGUCGUUGGGCUUGCCUGCUUUAGGCCCAUUACCUGGGGCCCAAGUGGAGCCCACUUUUAUUCCUCCUAAGGGCACGUUUCGAAAGAUUUCUGAUACAGAAAUGGAGGACCGCCGAAAGCGAGGACUGUGUUUCCGUUGUGACGAAAAAUACUUUUUUGGUCACAAGUGCAAACUCAAGGAGCUUCAAGUUAUCGUGGUCCAAGAGGACGGCGAGACACUGUUGGCCGCCGAUGCUCACCCAGACCCCGUUCCGGAGGAGCCGCCGGUUGCGCCGGAAAUUGCUGAGUUAUCUCUCAACUUCGUCGUUGGUCUGACAUCGCCAAAGACGCUGAAGCUUCAAGGAUCCAUUUCGAAGCUACCUGUGAUUGUUAUGGUGGAUAGUGGAGCCACACAUAAUUUCAUUUCUUGGGAGGUGAUACGAAAACUUCGCAUUUGUCCGGAGACCACCACUGGCUAUGGAGUCUCGCUGGGUACAGGUCUGACAGUUCAAGGUGACGGUAUUUGCAAAGGCUUGUCUCUCAUUGUCCAAGAUUUCACAUUGGUGGCUGAUUUCCUUCCACUGAAGUUGGGGAGUGCCGAUGUGAUACUGGGGAUUCAGUGGUUGAGGACAUUGGGAAGGAUUUUGGUAGAUUUCGACAAAUUGGAACUUCGUUUCGGUGCCCCAGGACAUCAGGUUAUUCUCCGAGGCAAUCCUAACCUGCACUCGUCUUUGGUCACGUUCAAGUCUCUAUCAAAAUCGGUGCUCAAGGGAGAGGACAGCUACCUGAUCGAGAUGGGGGUGGUGACGAGUGAGUCGGAGUUUCCAAUUGCAGCACCGCCGGAGUUUCGGUCUGUUCUCGACAGAUUCGUCUCUGUUUUUCAAGCUCCUUCAGGUUUACCACCAGAGCGCACUAAGGACCAUCCGAUUCAGUUGCUACCAGGGGCGGGUCCAAUUUCAGUUCGCCCGUAUCGUUAUCCCCAUGCCCACAAGGAAGAAAUAGAGAAGCUAGUACGGGAAAUGCUGCAAGCAGGGAUUAUCCAACCCAGCCAUAGUCCGUUCUCCAGUCCAGUCUUGCUGGUGAAAAAGAAAGAUGGGAGCUGGAGGUUCUGUGUUGACUAUUGCGCCCUCAAUCGGGUUACGGUCCCCGACAAAUUUCCAAUCCCGAUGAUAGAUCAGCUGCUCGACGAAUUGUUCGGAGCUGUGAUAUUUUUAGGGGUGUAAAAUGGGCGGGUCGGGCCGGGUUCGGGCUGGGUUCAAUUCGGGCCUAGAAUUUUUCGGACCGGGCCAGCCCGCCCAUUUAUUUUUCGGGUCUAGGAUCGAUGGCCCGGAGCCCGGCCCUACAGGGCUUCGGGCGGGUUCGGGCCGGGCUUCGGGCUUUUUAUUAAAUAAAAAUAUUUUUUU
Messenger RNA from Tarenaya hassleriana, 2474 nucleotides. RefSeq names its product E3 ubiquitin-protein ligase RING1-like. Bases 102 to 2294 code for a protein of 730 amino acids. Gene Ontology annotation, cellular component: cytoplasm. The record is from RefSeq and is a predicted model, not a curated record. Gene Ontology annotation, molecular function: ubiquitin protein ligase activity; aspartic-type endopeptidase activity. Gene Ontology annotation, biological process: proteolysis; protein ubiquitination. The transcript is spliced from 2 exons. Lineage: Eukaryota; Viridiplantae; Streptophyta; Magnoliopsida; Brassicales; Cleomaceae.